CUUCUUUCAACAUUAGUCCUGACUGGACUUCCUCUUGCAUUGGGCCAAUUCGUCAAGGCACCAACCAAUUGGACCUCCGCAACUGGUUUUGCAGAUAUCCCCGUCCGCUAUAAGGAGGUUCCCAAUGGCAUCUGCGAGCUCAACAACACCGUGAAGAGCUACUCAGGCUAUCUCGAUGUUGACACUAACGAACACUAUUUCUUUUGGUUCUUCGAAGCUCGUAACCAAGACCCCAAGAAUGCUCCUCUCACAGUCUGGAUCAACGGAGGUCCAGGAUCUAGCAGCAUGAUUGGCCUGUUCCAGGAGCUUGGUCCUUGCAGAGUCGAAUCAGAUGGCACGGUCGUCAACAACCCUCACUCGUGGAGUGAAUCAAGCAACAUGAUUUUCAUCGAUCAGCCUGCUCAGGUCGGCUUCUCAUACUCGAUUCCUAUUCCUGGAUACACCGAUCCUAACUCGGGUUCAAUUGUUACUCUGCCCAAUGCUACCUGUCCUGAGUAUGCAGAUAGCUGCGGCACGUACUCGUACCCAAACGAGACUCUCACAGCAAAUUCAACUGCUGGGGUGGCGCCAAACUUCUGGAAAGGUCUACAAGGUUUCAUGGGUGCUUUCCCACAAUAUUCUCGCCAUGAGUUUAACUUUGCUACAGAGUCAUAUGGUGGUCAUUACGGGCCGGUUAUCAACCAAUAUAUCGAAGAACAAAAUGAACUUAUUGCAAAGGGCCAGCUUCCUAAGGCUCAUCACAUCAACCUCAAAACACUUCUGAUCGGUAACGGCUGGUACGAUCCUCUGAUUCAAUAUCAAGCUUAUUACAAUUUCACCGUGUUCCCUGGAAACACAUACGAUUACAAACCAUUUAACGAGAGUGUUUCAGCCAUGAUGUACAACGCACUCUAUGGUCCGGGCAACUGUGUCGACAUGACUAAAGAUUGCUACGCCUCCGGCAUCAAUGAAGUAUGCAGCUUUGCAGACAACUUCUGUGCUGGCAACGUCGAGAAUGUUCUUGAUGUUUACGCUCUGCGCGACGAAUACGAUAUUCGCGAACUAUCGCCUGAUCCUUUCCCGCCUACAUUCUACGUUGACUACCUCAACUCUCCUAUGGUUCAGGAGGCCAUUGGCGCUUAUGUGAACUUUAGUGAGAGCAGCAGUGCUGUCUCGUCAGCUUUUGGGAGCACAGGCGACGAUGACCGUGAAGACGGCACCAUCGAGGCACUGAAGUCGCUGGUUUGCGGUGACAUCACCGUUGUGCUCUAUGCUGGUGAUGCCGACUACAACUGUAAGCAUCGGAAUUCAACUGACGUAUCUCAGGCNAACUGGCUUGGUGGAGAGGUCAUUGCCCAGGAGGUCAACGCUCCCGGUUUUUCAACUGCAGGUUACACCAACGUCACGAGCUCGGACGGCGUCGUCCAUGCACAGGUCAAGCAAUCUGGCAAAUUCUCUUUCGUCCGCAUAUUCGAAUCUGGCCACGAAGUGCCCUUCUACCAGCCACUUAUGAGUUUGGAAAUGUUCGAUCGCGCGAUUAACGGCAAGGACAUCGCCACUGGUAGACGCACAGUAAAGGGUGGCUACAAGACAUCCGGCCCUGCCAAGAGCACAUACCGUGAAGGCAACUCGACCGUGCAGUUCGAAGUCGUCAACGCGACCGCCACGUACAACACUACUUUGAACGCACCCAACCCACCGUCCGCCAAGAAGAGCUUCAAAGCUGCGAGCAAGAGACGUCUGUUCAAGCCUGCUAAGAGAGUCGUCGAUCUGACUGCC
Molecule: messenger RNA, 1758 nt
Organism: Aureobasidium musti
Lineage: Eukaryota; Fungi; Ascomycota; Dothideomycetes; Dothideales; Saccotheciaceae
Source: the annotation of a GenBank genome assembly